Molecule: messenger RNA, 1944 nt
Organism: Metschnikowia bicuspidata var. bicuspidata NRRL YB-4993
Lineage: Eukaryota; Fungi; Ascomycota; Pichiomycetes; Serinales; Metschnikowiaceae
Exons: 1
Coding region: 1-1944 (647 amino acids)
Source: RefSeq, a predicted model, not a curated record
AUGAUUAAUGAAACUGUACACGAUGGGAUUCUCGGAUCUGAAAAAGCUCGCUUGGAAGAGCAAAAUAAGACAUUGUUCAGUUUAUUGGAUCUGAUAGUUUCAAUCAAAAACAAACAUACUGAUGAUUUGAUCGUUCACAUAGGAUGUGGCUUCUGGACGAGGAAAGCGCCAUCUGCUGCUAUAGAAUUCAUAAUGCGCCAAAUCAAAGGCAACAUCGACAUGUUGGAAAAGCUCUCGGCACAAAUAUCAAAACAAUCAGAACACUUUGGAAGCAUAGAAGUUAAUCAGGAUUAUUUACAAAAUGAUGAAACGACUUUAACUCUGGUAUUGCCAAUCGUGGAAAUACAGGAAGAUUUAGAUGAGGAUGGAAAUAUUAUCAGCACAAAAUUAAACAAUGAACCUUUUUCCAUGAACUUAAGCAGCGAUGGUGUGUCCGAAAAAACUAGUUCGGAUGUUUCUCAGGUGGAAUUUCAACAUAUUCUGGAUAUCACACUAAAGCCUUGUAACGUCACUAAAGAUGUGGAGGAAAAAAGAGCGAAUUCAGAUGAACAGCUUGAUGAGCUAUUUAAUGAUAUGGGGAUAAUUGUUCAAGGCACUGACUCGGGUGAUAUCACUGAGGAACAUGAGAAUAUUUUAGCCCAAAUAGGCACUAAAGCUACAUUAGAUCCUACGAAUAUCUAUGAGUUGGAGCUUAUUGCAGGUAAAUUUCAAACAGAAGAAAUAUUACUGGAGGAUGACCACGAGUUUGACUACGACUUCGAAUCCGAAGAUGAGCUUUUCGAAAUUGAGUCACAUUCUAACUUCACAUCUGACAUCGACACUUUGAUGCUUCCUGGUAAUUCCGAUGCUAGAACACGUCUACGGGACGAAAUAAUUGCCCACAGAAGACAACGACAGGAGGAGGCGGAGAAAAUUACAAGUAAUGAAACCAGAAGAGUUCGUUUUCACGAUACACUUCAAAUAAAGGAGAUCGAAGAUGUCAGCCAACACUUGCGAAAUAUCGAACAUAAGAAGCAAGGAUUGCUGAGAUUCAAGGAAGCCAAACUUUUACUGGGGGAACAUCUGUCAUCGAUAGACAUACUUGAGCAAAAGUACGAUUCAUCGACAUUGACAUCGACAGAUCACCAUACAGUUUCUCAGCUUGAAUCGAUUCUGCAGCACUCAAAAGAAGACGAAGUUAUGUCGGAUGUUUCGGAAAGAACUUCUUUCCAUUCAAAUGAAAACUCCACUCCGAAAUUGAAUUGCGAGGCUCGUGUCAGUAAGUUUCGAAAAAGCAUAGCGUCGAGAGAAACUAGCCAAGCUGCUUCACUGAAUACUCAUACACAAAAACUGAACAAAACUUCAAGCUCUUUGUCUUUCGAUGAUAACCCUAAAAGAGUUUCAAAUCUUCCCGUUGUCGAUUCAGAUAUUAAGAAAAAAAAUACAUUCAUAGAUGUUCAACACUCAACCUCCAAUACCAUCGAAGAUGAAAUAUCCAGAGACCAGAUGAAUAAAUUAGUACAAGCAUAUCAUCACGGAGAAUUUGAUGACGAUCUCAAUUUAACAGGUCCAGUUGUUAACAAAUUGGAUGACUUUAGCUUGUUGAAUAAAAUUAUUGAGUCUAUGAACGAAAAGAGCCCCGAAGUUUCACACGUAUCUGGGUUUAUUGAAACAGAAAUUGAGCCAGACGCAGCUGAUGAACUUGAAAGUUCCUCGCCAUACUCUAGUGACGAGGACAUUAUAACUGAUUGUAUCAUUGAAAGGGAAGAAGAAGAUUUCAAGGAAGGAGAUACCUAUCAUACCGACCAAGUACAACAGGAUGUCAUCGACAGGGAAAUUGCUGAGCAGUAUCACCGUUUGAAGAAAAAACUCUUUACUACGGACAAACAUACCCCUCAAGAAUUUGAGUAUGAUGAUGAAGGAACCAUGAGCAAAUUUAAAUCCAGGCAAUUGCGAAUGGAUUGA